AUGGAGAAAGAUGGGGCACCUGACAUUGUGCGCCGUGGUGUCAGGGUCAGUGUGCUGGAUUUGAGCACGGACCCCGAGUUGUCAGGAUGGAGGCCUCUUGAUGCUCGCAGGCUCGAGGAGUUAAAAGCUUCCGUCCUCGCGGGGAAGCUGAACCAGUCCAUCAUGAACAAGGGCCUCACUCUCCUCGGCGAUGGAAUGCACUUUGUCAAGGUGUUGCAACUGCUUCAUGCGGAGCUCCAAGAUGGGUCAAGGGAGGAGUCCAGCUUGGGUGGCAGGCUUCUGGAUUGCCUUCAGAAUGGUAUUUAUGUGGAUCAUGUGGUCUUCCCGGAGCAGGACAGACUUCACAGAAUUAUCUGGUACACACAUUGCCACGACGAGGAGGAGAAUAAGUUCAGGCCCAGCAGCCUCUUCGACAAGAUGUCCCUUAUCCACACAAUGAAGGCGCAGGCUGCUGGUGGAUCCUUGGACGAAGUCAAUGCGAAGUUGAUCAAAGUGCUCGGUCCAGGAUCUCGAAGCAAAGUCCAGAAGUGGACACGUUUGUUUCGCGGGCUACAUGACUCCAUCCGAGAUGCCCUGCCCCGAUAUGAACGUGUGCCGCAUGGGUAUCUAUUCGAUAACCCAUACUUUUGCGGGCAAGGUCACCAGUCAUCUUGGCGUCUGAAUGCUGACGACGGUCUCCUGGCCUUGGAUAUGGUCCUGGCCGAGACUCGACUGCAAAUUCCGUGCUAG
Molecule: messenger RNA, 729 nt
Organism: Symbiodinium sp. CCMP2592
Lineage: Eukaryota; Dinophyceae; Suessiales; Symbiodiniaceae
Source: the annotation of a GenBank genome assembly